CGACUUGGUGCGCGUUGCCGAACGAACCCUUAAACCAAAGCAAAGGAAAGCUCUUCGCGGUGAAAGCCCCUUCCCCCCCAAAAGUGUGUUUGUGUGCGCGCGUUAAAAAGAGGAGCUUUUUUCGGGGAAGCUUUUUUUCGGCGCUGUGUGCGUGUGCAGUUCGUGUUCGUACUAGUGAUAACAGAGAACUCUUGAAGUGUGUGCGUGUGGCCCAUUUGCGCCUUUUUGACAUCGUUUCCAAUUUUGUUGUGCUUGUUUACUAUUACUAGCCAGUAUCGAGGGGCAGGAGUGCGGAAAAUUCGCGUGGUGCUUUUCCACGAGAGGCAAGGAUCCCUGUCACCAAGGAUCCCCAUCAUCGUCAGCCGUUGUUGCGAGGAAGAAAAAAAGUAAACCAAAAGCUCCCCGAAAGCUAAUAAAUAUUUGGUGAGAUAAAGCAGAGUAAAGUUCUGACGGUGGUGUAGUGCAAAAAAAAAAGAAGAAAAUUAACUUUUCAUAGAAGAAGUGGGAGCUUUUGCCUGGCUUAGGAGAGAACGUGACAAGUGACAAGCGAAGCCGGAAAAGCUUGAAGGCGAGUGUGUGUGUGUUUGUGGGAAAACGGCGGUAAAAAUAGGAAAAAAGAGGAGAGGAAAAACCACCAAACAGUUUGACCGCACCGUCGAACCCCAGACCGUUGACCGAGCUGCGGACCGAGGGCAGACUGCUGUAAAUAAAGCUGACGUUUACCACUGCACCAGCCCGAGCAGGGAUAAAUAACACAGGAAUAUCAAGUCCUGGUAUUACUUGUGGAAAUUGCAGCGACAAAAAUGUGCAGCAAUGCACUUUUUUUGCAUGAGCAAUUCCAGCCCUGAACAGGAUUUUUCAGCUCUCCCUCCUCCGUGUGUGUGUGUACACCCCAUCGUCUGAGAAGCCCGGUUCCGGAUCACGCGAUAUACGGAACCACGUCGAGAUUCCCUGCAACUUUUAUCCCCGACACCCCUCCCGACUGCAUACAUUUUUAAUAACCGCAAUCAGUGCUCGUUUCACUGAACGUCGCUUCGUACGUCUCUCGUAACGAUGGCAAGCAGUGUGAUGCAACAGCCGUCGUCGGCCGGCCGGUGCCAGCACCAGCACUCCCCACAGCAGCAGCAACAGGUGCUCCAGACCCAGCAGCAGCAAAUAGCCAUCGAGAUUGCGGCCGAUCCGGUCCCUGGUCCGCUGGUUCCGCAGCACAUCCACCAGCAGGAACUGCAAGCCCACGCCCUCCUGGCCCAGUGCCAGCAGCCCCAGGGGACGCUCCCGACGCCGAACGUGGACAUUGUGCUGCGCGAAUCGACGCGGGCCAAUCUGGUCAGCCGGAAGGGCAAGGGUUCGUCGAUCGAGGAGGGUGGUGGCGGCACCGGCGGUGGCGGUGGCCGGAGGAGUGGCCGCUCGGGAAGCAGCAAGGACGGCGGCAAGGGCGGCGAUGGCAAGUCCGUGUACCGGAAAUUCUUCAAGCGCAUCAAGACCAUUCUGGACGGCAACGACCCGGAAGCGAGCAGCAAACCUGAAGCCGAAGAUCUGCCCGUUCCGCAGCGCUACUACCCGGACUCGCUGGUAGAGCUGACCCGGACGGCCCGCUUCUCCGAGGAUGAAAUCAAGCGAAUAUACCGCGGCUUCAAGGCGGAAUGUCCCACCGGGAUCGUCAAGGAGGAAACCUUCAAGGGCAUUUACUCGCAGUUCUUCCCGCUUGGAGCUAGCAGCGGCCAGUACGCACACUACGUAUUCAAUUCCAUCGAUUUGGACCGCAAUGGCUCAUUAAGUUUCGAGGAGUUUGUGGCCAAUCUGUCGAUUCUGCUGCGGGGCACCGUGGACGAGAAGCUCGCGUGGACGUUCUCGCUGUACGACAUCAACGGGGACGGGUCCAUCAGCAAGGAGGAGAUGAAGGAGAUCGUGACCGCCAUCUACGAGCUUAUGGGCAAGGUCCCGGAGGGCUGCGAGGAGGAGCAGGCCAUCAAGGACAAAGUCGAGCGGCUGUUUGAGAAAAUGGACCGCAAUUGUGACGGAAAAAUCACGCUGGACGAAUUUAUCGAGUGCUGCACCACGGACGAGAGCAUCCGCCGCUCGAUUGCCGUCUUCGAUACCAUCUUUUAAAGUGGUGCCAGCCAGCAAGAGGACGGCAUUUUCGAGGAUUGACAACUUGAUCUUUUUUCCCUGCAAGGCAAUUUUACCGUUUCAACCGGACGCAGAAGAAUCUAAGCAUUUCUAGUAGAGUUUCUUAAAUAUUAGUUGCGCUAAAAUUUGCUGGUGAUUGAUGUUUUUAGCGGAAUGCACCCAAUUGUAGGUCCACGGCAUUUGAUGUUUAGUGACAGCUGGCAACCCUUCCAGUGAGUGACAGUUUACCAACGGGACUAGGAAACGACCAAAAACCUUUGUGUUUAAGUCAUAUCAUGUGCAGCAAACAGUGGGCCCAAGAUGGUUUCGAUAGAUCGAAGCUCAAUACGUUUACCGAAUGGUAGAGAACAUGUUUAUUUUUGGUGUUUAAUUUAAUGAUCGAUGAUGCAAUAAGGUUUUUUGUAUUCAUGCGUAAAAAGCAGUUUUGAUUGUAAUUUGUCGCGUUAAAUAACAAUGUCACUACAUUUUGGGCCAGUUAAAUCAGCAAUCCAUUAGCUUAUUCCAUCGCACCACUUUCUAAAAAGUCAGUAGAACAGGAGGCCUACAUUGGAACAGCAAUAUAAGAUGUUACGCUAAUCCUAUACUUACUAAUACAAAAACACUCACACAAUAGCUUAGUUGAACUGUUUAAACUUUGUGGCACCCUUUCAUAACGUGUAUGAAAUUGAAAAAAAAAACUUUCAAGAAGAACAAAUAGAAGUCACGCUUGGCUUGGAAAUGUAAACAAUAAAAAAAUGAAUACGUUGUAGUAGAAGACUUGCUUAAAGUCUUAUUCGCGGAUAAAAUUGAUCCACAAAAAAGAGGGUCAAUGUUGUCCGCGAGGUCGGUAUAGUUAGUACGAAACAAGCAAGAAAAGUGAUAUAAAUGUUGUAAUUGUCAACAGAUAAAUAAUAUAAAUCGUACCGAUUGCAAUGUACUUUGGAUGGCUGCUUUACUUCCAAAAAAACAAAUUGGCAACAUCAAAUGGCGCUGUUAAUAUAAUGAAUAAGAAGAAAGCAUUCACACGAAAUGCGCAAAUAUGAUUUGCAGUAACUUUGGUCGUACAAAAACAAUCGUGAAUCAGUGUUCCAAAUCAACUUCCUUGCGUAAAGCUACAGCAGAAAUGAGGGAAAGAUAAAACAAACGCUAACUUGGCAUAUGUAAUACACGUACCUUUAAUCUUACAAACAAAAAAACUGUUAAAUGUUCAGAUGUUUUCCAUUACUCCAAAGUUUGAAAAAAGUUUCACAAACCUUAAACAAUCCUGUUCGGCUCUAUUAAUACUUAUAAAUUAAAAAUGUAUUCAACUUUGCAAACGUUUCUAAUCUUCCAACACACAUCUCUUAUCAAGUUGUUGUAGUCCAAACUCUCAGAAAACAAAUAAAAAAUCACAACUUUCGACCCAAUUUUGGAUUGAUGUCGUUCUUAGCCAACCAAAACACGAGCGAGAUAGUUUGAAAAGAAAACAGACAGGGGAAUAAAUGUUAGAAGCAGUUUUUAGAAAGUUGCAAGUUAAUCUUACUGAACGGUAUAUCCUAUUUCCCAAGCACCAAAUACCACAAAAAACUCCAGUGAUAGAAAAGCUAGGCAGACGGUUUCUGCAACACUAAUAUAUAUUUUCGUACACUUUCAAGUAUCGGAUUUGAGAAUGCUGAAAAUCUCUGCAUUUAUUAAAUCAAACAGAAUUUAUUGAUAUCGAUUACACAAAUAAGAAAAAAAAAAGAUUUUUUUUAUUCACGGAAAGUGUAUUUUUUACGUAGCAUCGAACCAGUUGUUAUUCCAUGUUGCACGAAACUUAAUACUUCGUACCCUCACAAAUCGUUGUUAUCACCCCUUUCUUGGAUGAAAUCCGCAAAAUUUACUAAAUACUAUAUACCACAAUGUAAUUGUUGUUGUCAAGUGAGCAUUUUUCAUGGCUAUGAAAAUGGAAACAAUAUUGUAGAUGGUUGAUAGAAAUGAGCAAAAGAAAAGAUCAAACGAUGAAAACAAACCCGUGAAAAUGACACAUUUUCAGUUAUUUCGGUGUUUACGAACAUAAAUGCAUUUACUACACAAAAGAUCAAUAAAAGUGAAAUUCUAUUAUACGUAAA
Culex quinquefasciatus (southern house mosquito) is the source of this 4199-nucleotide messenger RNA. RefSeq names its product Kv channel-interacting protein 1. The transcript is spliced from 8 exons. Gene Ontology annotation, molecular function: calcium ion binding. The record is from RefSeq and is a predicted model, not a curated record. Bases 1054 to 2109 code for a protein of 351 amino acids. Lineage: Eukaryota; Metazoa; Arthropoda; Insecta; Diptera; Culicidae.